UUGCGGGACUUUCAAAGUUUCUAUUUUGCUCUCUCCCUCCGGCGUUCCGGUUUUAAGUUUGUUGUGUAUAAAAUCCUUCUCCUCAGCUCCAAUUUCUCUCUCUCUCUCUCUCUAAAAUUUCCCAGUUUAUCAAUGGAAUUAUUACCAACCUCCUCAAGAUCUAUUCCUUCUCUCAUUCCCACCUUUCUCAGUUUCUCUCUCUAACCUUCUUCUUCGUCUCUGAUUCACCGCCAUGGCUUCUUAUUCUCUCCAUCUCCGCCGCCUCUACCCUCUCCACCUCCCCCGCCCCCACCGCCGCUCCUCUUCUCCCGCCGCCGAUCGCCUCCGAUCCUCUUCCGGCUUCUCGCCGAUACUUUCCCCGAUCACUCACGAUCCUAAGUUGAUUGGACUGCAAAGAGGUGGAUGUGGCUUUGGUCAUGGUCGUGUUUACUCUGGAGACUUUGACGUGGAUUUGGGGGAUACUUCGCCGGUUGAGGAUUGGGGACAUAACCAGGAAGGGGCUGCAGAGCACAUGAGUUUUUCGAGUGAUGGUGACGGUAGUGAUGCCGAGUAUGUUGUUUCUCCUCAGUCUUAUGUUGAUUUGCCUGCUAUCACUAAGCCAACUGAUGAUGCUAUAACUUUUAGUGCUUAUAGGCUUGCGGUGCUCGGGCACCAGCGCAAGAAACACAGGAUCAGACAAGGAGUAUUACUCAACACGGGACUGAUAAUGUUCUUAGUAGUGGUACUACUAUAUGUGGAUUGGUGCGCUUGGCGGAUUGUUCGACUACCUUUGGCACCCUUCCACUUGACUUGCCCGUUUAUUAUAUCAGCCGCUUUAGCCUCUUGUGCGGGAUAUGUUUGCGUUCCAUUGCUCUAUAGCUUGAAGAUUCAUCAAAUUAUCAGAAAUGAAGGUUCCAUAAGGCACUCCUUAAAAAAGAGAACUCCCACAAUGGGUGGACUGUUCUUUAUACCAGUUGGUGUAACUGUUGCAAGGUUCACUGCUGGUUUUUCUUCUGUUGAAGUAGCCGGAGCAACUACAGCAACUCUCGCAUUUGCUGCUAUUGGACUACUUGAUGAUAUCAUUUGCUUGAUCAAGAAUCAUGGUAGAGGUCUAUCUGCAUGGAUAAAAAUUGUUUUGGAGGUAGCUGUUGCAACAUGGUUUUCAUAUUGGUUGCAUACAACAAAUAUAUCAUCACCCUAUGGCAUGAAAAUGUUAGUUCCUCUACCUGCUCCACUAGGCAUUGUAUGGCUGGGAAAGUUAUAUCUGCUGUUGGCAUCAUUCUGUUUUGUUUCUAUGGGAAAUGGGGUGAACUUAACAGAUGGUCUUGAUGGGCUGGCUGGAGGGUCUGCUGCAUUGGCUUUUACAGGAAUGUCAAUUGCAGUACUUCCAAUAUGCUCAGACCUUGCAAUAUUUGGAGCGUCAAUGGCAGGAGCUUGUGUUGGUUUCCUUUUGCACAACCGAUACAAGGCAUCAGUGUUCAUGGGUGAUACUGGAUCCUUGGCACUUGGUGGAGGGUUGGCUGCAAUGGCUUGUUGCACGGGAAUGUUCUUCCCAUUGUUUAUUUCAUCUGGCAUCUUUAUCUGGGAAGCCUCAUCGAUUAUUUUGCAGGUAAUGUACUUUAAGACAACCAAACAGUUGCAAGGUGCUGGUCGUCGACUCUUCCGAAUGGCACCAUUUCAUCAUCACCUUGAACUAAGUGGACUUAGAGAGCCAGUCAUUGUUGGUGGUGCCUAUAUAAUAUCAUCUACAUUGUCGCUAGUUGCUGCCUACAUCGGUCUGAUAUCUGCUUAGCAUUCCGGAUGACUUUGGUUGUUACCAUUCUUUGUAGUUAGGCUCACUAAAAUCAUUUGUUGUUGUGUUCAUCUCCACUUUGUGUAAGGUCGGUUAUAUAUACUUGCAACGCAUUGCUGAGAGAAAUAGAAUAUACACGUGACAGUGAAACCUUGUAUAGUCCUGAACUUCCAUUUCUGAUAGAGAACUGAACACACAGCCUUUGAGCUAUUGAUUGCAAAACUGGCCAACAACUUUCUUUAC
Messenger RNA from Argentina anserina (silverweed cinquefoil), 2014 nucleotides. RefSeq names its product phospho-N-acetylmuramoyl-pentapeptide-transferase homolog. The record is from RefSeq and is a predicted model, not a curated record. Lineage: Eukaryota; Viridiplantae; Streptophyta; Magnoliopsida; Rosales; Rosaceae. Gene Ontology annotation, cellular component: plasma membrane. Gene Ontology annotation, molecular function: phospho-N-acetylmuramoyl-pentapeptide-transferase activity. The transcript is spliced from 8 exons. Gene Ontology annotation, biological process: cell wall macromolecule biosynthetic process; cell wall organization. Bases 233 to 1771 code for a protein of 512 amino acids.